AUGACAUGGUCACAAGCCCCGUUGUGUGCCUCUACCGCCAAGUGCCUCAUCAAUAGAAACAUGGUGCCUUUAGGACGGAAUUUCCUGACUAGGUCCAAUCGAAUAAUAGGUAUGAUCCUUUUGGGCAUUGUUGCCCGGAAUCAGCACGUUUCCGCCUUGCUGUCAGAUUUCUAUUCCCGAAUGCGCAUUAGCCGUAUGGUACAAACAUUCGACUGGGAGUUUUCCACAAGUUUGGAAGUGGGGAAUUUGGUAGAUUAG
Molecule: messenger RNA, 258 nt
Organism: Suhomyces tanzawaensis NRRL Y-17324
Lineage: Eukaryota; Fungi; Ascomycota; Pichiomycetes; Serinales; Debaryomycetaceae
Exons: 1
Coding region: 1-258 (85 amino acids)
Source: RefSeq, a predicted model, not a curated record